Molecule: messenger RNA, 30546 nt
Organism: Closterium sp. Yama58-4
Lineage: Eukaryota; Viridiplantae; Streptophyta; Zygnematophyceae; Desmidiales; Closteriaceae
Source: the annotation of a GenBank genome assembly
AUGCCGCCCCAUUCUCCCGCUUUCCAUCACCCCGCCCCAUUCUCCCUCUUUCCAUCACCCUGCCCCAUUCUCCCUCUUUCCAUCACCCCGCCCAAUUCUCCCGCUUUCCAUCACCCCGCCCCAUUCUCCCGCUUUCCAUCACCCCGCCCCAUUUUCCCGCUUUCCAUCACCCCGCCCCAUUCUCCCACUUUCCAUCACCCCGCCCCAUUCUCCCGCUUUCUAUCACCCCGCCCCAUUCUUCCGCUUUCCAUCACCCCGCCCCAUUCUCCCGCUUUCCAUCACCCCGCCCCAUUCUCCCGCUUUCCAUCACCCCGCCCCAUUCUCCCGCUUUCCAUCACCCCGCCCCAUUCUCCCGCUUUCCAUCACCCUGCCCCAUUCUCCCGCUUUCCAUCACCCCGGCCCAUUCUCCCGCUUUCCAUCACCCCGGCCCAUUCUCCCGCUUUCCAUCACCCCGCCCCAUUCUCCCGCUUCCCAUCACCCCUCCCCAUUCUCUCUCUACCAUCACCCCGCCCCAUUCUCCUGCUUUCCAUCACCCCGCCCCAUUCUCUCGCUUUCCAUCACCCUGCCCCAUUCUCCCACUUUCCAUCACCCCGCCCCAUUCUCCCGCUUUCCAUCACCCCGCCGCACUCUCCCGCUUUCCAUCACCCCGCCCCAUUCUCCCGCUUUCCAUCACCCCGCCCCAUUCUCCCGCUUUCUAUCACCCCGCCCCAUUCUCCCGCUUUCCAUCACCCCGCCCCAUUCUCCCGCUUUCCAUCACCCCGCCCCAUUCUCCCGCUUUCCAUCACCCCGCCCCAUUCUCCCGCUUUCCAUCACCCCGCCCCAUUCUCCCGCUUUCCAUCACCCCACCCCAUUCUCCCUCUUUCCAUCACCCCGCCCCAUUCUCCCGCUUUCCAUCACCCCGCCCCAUUCUCCCUCCUUCCAUCACCCCGCCCCAUUCUCCCUCUUUCCAUCACCCCGCCCCAUUCUCCCUGCUUCCAUCACCCCGUCCCAUUCUCCCGCUUUCCAUCACCUCGCCCCAUUCUCCCGCUUUCCAUCACCCCGCCCCAUUCUCCCUCUUUCCAUCACCCCGCCCCAUUCUCCAUGCUUCCAUCACCCCGCCCCAUUCUCCCGUUUUCCAUCACCCCGCCCCAUUCUCCCGCUUUUCAUCACCCCGCCCCAUUCUCCCUCUUUCCAUCACCCCGCCCCAUUCUCCCGCUUUCCAUCACCCCGCCCCAUUCUCCCUCUUUCCAUCACCCCGCCCCAUUCUCCUGCUUUCCAUCAUCCCGCCUUAUUCUCCCUCUUUCCAUCACCCUGCCCCAUUCUCCCGCUUUCCAUCACCCCUCCCCAUUCUCCCUCUUUCCAUCACCCCGCCCCAUUCUCCUUGUUAAUUUCCAUCACCCCGCCCCAUUCUCCCUCUUUCCAUCACCCCACCCCAUUCUCCCGCUUUCCAUCACCUCGCCCCAUUCUUCCGCUUUCCAUCACCCCGCCCCAUUCUCCCUCUUUCCAUCACCCCGCCCCAUUCUCCCGCUUUCCAUCACCCCGCCCCAUUCUUCCGAUUUCCAUCAACCCGCCCCAUUCAACCGCUUUCCAUCACCCCGUCCCAUUCUCCCUCUUUCCAUCACCCCGCCCCAUUCUCCCGAUUUCCAUCACCCCGCCCCAUUCUCCCGCUUUCCAUCACCCCGCCCCAUUCUCCCGCUUUCCAUCACCCGGCCCCAUUCUCCCGCUUUCCAUCACGCCGCCCCAUUCUCCCGCUUUCCAUCACCCCGCCCCAUUCUCCCGCUUUCCAUCACCCCGCCCCAUUAUCCCGCUUUCUAUCACCCGCCCAAUUCUCCCGCUUUCCAUCACCCCGCCCCAUUCUCCCGCUUUCCAUCACCCCGCCCCAUUCUCCCACUUUCCAUCACCCUGCCCCAUUCUCCCUCUUUCCAUCACCCCGCCUCAUUCUCCCGCUUUCCAUCACCCCGCCCCAUUCUCCCGCUUUCCAUCACCCCGCCCCAUUCUCCCGCUUUCCAUCAACCCGCCCCAUUCUCCCGCUUUCCAUCACCCCGCCCCAUUCUCCCUCUUUCCAUCACCUCGCCCCAUUCUCCCGCUUUCCAUCACCCCUCCCCAUUCUCCCUCUUUCCAUCACCCCGCCCCAUUCUCCCGCUUUCCAUCACCCCACCCCAUUCUCCCGCUUUCCAUCACCCCGCCCCAUUCUCCCGAUUUCCAUCACCCGCCCCAUUCUCCCGCUUUCCAUCACCCCGCCCCAUUCUCCCGCUUUCCAUCACCCCGCCCUAUUCUCCCGCUUUCCAUCACCCUGCCCCAUUCUCCCUCUUUCCAUCACCCCGCCCCAUUCUCCCGCUUUCCAUCACCCCGCCCCCACUCUCCCGCUUUCCAUCACCCCGCCCCAUUCUCCCGCUUUCCAUCACCCCGCCCCAUUCUCCCUCUUUCCAUCACCUCGCCCCAUUCUCCCGCUUUCCAUCACCCCUCCCCAUUCUCCCUCUUUCCAUCACCCCACCCCAUUCUCCCGCUUUCCAUCACCCCGCCCCAUUCUCCCGCUUUCCAUCACCCCGCCCCAUUCUCCCGCUUUCCAUCACCCCGCCCCAUUCUCCCUCUUUCCAUCACCUCGCCCCAUUCUCCCGCUUUCCAUCACCCCUCCCCAUUCUCCCUCUUUCCAUCACCCCGCCCCAUUCUCCCGCUUUCCAUCACCCCGCCCCAUUCUCCCGCUUUCCAUCACCCCGCCCCAUUCUCCCGCUUUCCAUCACCCCGCCCCAUUCUCCCUCUUUCCAUCACCUCGCCCCAUUCUCCCGUUUUCCAUCACCCCUCCCCAUUCUCCCUCUUUCCAUCACCCCGCCCCAUUCUCCCGCUUUCCAUCACCCCGCUCCAUUCUCCCGCCUUCCAUCACCCCGCCCCAUUCUCCCUCUUUCCAUCACCCCGCCCCAUUCUCCCGCUUUCCAUCACCCCGCCCCAUUCUUCCUGCUUCCAUCACUUCGCCCCAUUCUGCCUUUUUCCAUCACCCCGCCCCAUUCUCCCUCCUUCCAUCACCCCGCCCCAUUCUCCCGUUUUCCAUCACCUCGCCCCAUUCUCCCGCUUUCCAUCACCCCGCCCCAUUCUCCCUCUUUCCAUCACCCCGCCCCAUUCUCCCUCCUUCCAUCACCCCGCCCCAUUCUCCCGUUUUCCAUCACCUCGCCCCAUUCUCCCGCUUUCCAUCACCCCACCCCAUUCUCCCUCUUUCCAUCACCCCGCCCCAUUCUCCCGCUUUCCAUCACCCCGCCCCAUUCUCCCUCUUUCCAUCACCCCGCCCCAUUCUCCCGCUUUCCAUCACCUCGCCCCAUUCUCCCUCUUUCCAUCACCCCGCCCCAUUCUCCCGUUUUCCAUCACCUCGCCCCAUUCUCCCGCUUUCCAUCACCUCGCCCCAUUCUCCCUCUUUCCAUCACCCCGCCCCAUACUCCCGCUUUCCAUCACCCCACCCCAUUCUCCCUCUUUCCAUCACCCCGCCCCAUUCUCCCGCUUUCCAUCACCCUGCCCCAUUCUCCCUCUUUCCAUCACCCCGCCCCAUUCUCCCGCUUUCCAUCACCCCGCCCCAUUCUCCCUCUUUCCAUCACCCCGCCCCAUUCUCCCGCUUUCCAUCACCCCGCCCCAUUCUCCCUCUUUCCAUCACCCCGCCCCAUUCUCCCGAUUUCCAUCACCCCGCCCCAUUCUCCCGCUUUCCAUCACCCCGCCCUAUUCUCCCGCUUUCCAUCAACCCGCCCCAUUCUCCCGCUUUCCAUCACCCCGCCCCAUUCUCCCGCUUUCCAUCACCCCGCCCCAUUCUCCCGCUUUCCAUCACCCCGCCCCAUUCUCCCGCUUUCCAUCACCCGCCCCAUUCUCCCGCUUUCCAUCACCCCGCCCCAUUCUCCCGCUUUCCAUCAUCCCGCCCCAUUCUCCCGCUUUCCAUCAUCCCGCCCCAUUCUCCUCUUUCCAUCACCCUCCCCGUUCUCCCGCUUUCCAUCACCCCGCCCCGUUCUCCCGCUUUUUUCACCCCGCCCCAUUCUCCCUCUUUCCAUCACCCCGCACAAUUCUCCCGCUUUCCAUCACCCCGCCCCAUUCUCCCUCUUUCUAUCACCCCGCCCCAUUCUCCCGCUUUCCAUCACCCCGGCCCAUUCUCCCACUUUCCAUCACCCCGCCCCAUUCUCCCGCUUUCCAUCACCCCGCCCCAUUCUCCCUCUUUCCAUCACCUCGCCCCAUUCUCCCGUUUUCCAUCACCCCUCCCCAUUCUCCCGCUUUCCAUCAACCCGCCCCAUUCUCUCUCUUUUCAUCAGCCCGCCUCAUUCUCCCUCUUUCCAUCACCCCGCCCCAUUCUCCCUCUUUCCAUCACCCUGCACGAUUCUCCCGCUUUCCAUCACCCCGCCCCAUUCUCCCUCUUUCUAUCACCCCGCCCCAUUCUCCCGCUUUCCAUCACCCCGCCCAAUUCUCCCGCUUUCCAUCACCCCACCCCAUUCUCCCGCUUUCCAUCACCCCUCCCCAUUCUCCCGCUUUCCAUCACCCCGCCCCAUUCUGGUCCACGUGUUUGUUGGACCAACAAGCCAGUUGGUCCACGUGUUUGUUGGACCAACAAGCCAGUUGCUCCACGUGUUUGUUGGACCAACAAGCCAGUUGCUCCACGUGGUCGACGUGUUUGUUGGACCAACAAGCGAGGUGGUCGACGUGUUUGAUGGACCAACAAGCGAGGUGGUCGACGUGUUUGAUGGACCAACAAGCCAGGUGGUCGACGUGUUUGAUGGACCAACAAGCGAGGUGGUCGACGUGUUUGAUGGACCAACAAGCCAGGUGGUCGACGUGUUUGAUGGACCAACAAGCCAGGUGGUCGACGUGUUUGAUGGACCAACGAGCCAGGUGGUCGACGUGUUUGAUGGACCAACGAGCCAGGUGGUCGACGUGUUUGAUGGACCAACGAGCCAGUUGGUCCACGUGUUUGAUGGACCAACGAGCCAGUUGGUCGACGUGUUUGAUGGACCAACGAGCCAGUUGGUCCACGUGUUUGAUGGACCAACGAGCCAGUUGGUCCACGUGUUUGAUGGACCAACGAGCCAGUUGGUCCACGUGGUCCACGUGUUUGAUGGACCAACGAGCCAGGUGGUCGACGUGUUUGAUGGACCAACGAGGCAGAUGGUCGACGUGUUUGAUGGACCAACGAGGCCGUUAGUCGACGUGUUUGAUGGACCAACGAGGCCGUUGGUCGACGUGUUUGAUGGACCAACGAGCCAGUUGGUCGACGUGUUUGAUGGACCAACGAGCCAGUUGGUCGACGUGUUCCAUGCACCAACGAGCCAGUUGGUCGACGUGUUCCAUGCACCAACGAGCCAGUUGGUCGACGUGUUCCAUGCACCAACGAGCCAGUUGGUCGACGUGUUCCAUGCACCAACGAGCCAGUUGGUCGACGUGUUCCAUGCACCAACGAGCCAGUUGGUCCGCGUGUUCCAUGCACCAACGAGCCAGCUGGUCCACGUGUUCGAUGGACCAACAAGCCAGCUGGUCCGCGUGUUUGUUGGACCAACAAGCCAGCUGGUCCACGUGUUCGAUGGACCAACAAGCCAGCUGGUCCACGUGUUUGUUGGACCAACAAGCCAGCUGGUCCACGUGUUUGAUGGACCAACAAGCCAGCUGGUCCACGUGUUUGAUGGACCAACAAGCCAGCUGGUCCACGUGUUCGUUGGACCAACAAGCCAGUUGGUCCACGUGUUCGAUGGACCAACAAGCCAGUUGGUCCACUUGGUCCACGUGUUCGAUGGACCAACAAGCCAGUUGGUCCACGCGUUCGAUGGACCAACAAGCCAGUUGGUCCACGCGUUCGAUGGACCAACAAGCCAGUUGGUCCACGCGUUCGAUGGACCAACAAGCCAGUUGGUCCACGCGUUCGAUGGACCAACAAGCCAGUUGGUCCACGCGUUCGUUGGACCAACAAGCCAGUUGGUCCACGCGUUCGAUGGACCAACAAGCCAGUUGGUCCACGCGUUCGAUGGACCAACAAGCCAGUUGGUCCACGCGUUCGAUGGACCAACAAGCCAGUUGGUCCACGCGUUCGAUGGACCAACAAGCCAGUUGGUCCACGCGUUCGAUGGACCAACAAGCCAGUUGGUCCACGCGUUCGAUGGACCAACAAGCCAGUUGGUCCACGCGUUCGAUGGACCAACAACCAACAAGCCAGUUGGUCCACGCGUUCGAUGGACCAACAAGCCAGUUGGUCCACGCGUUCGAUGGACCAACAACCAACAAGCCAGUUGGUCCACGCGUUCGAUGGACCAACAAGCCAGUUGGUCCACGCGUUCGAUGGACCAACAACCAACAAGCCAGUUGGUCCACGCGUUCGAUGGACCAACAAGCCAGUUGGUCCACGCGCUCGAUGGACCAACAAGCCAGUUGGUCCACGCGCUCGAUGGACCAACAAGCCAGUUGGUCCACGCGCUCGAUGGACCAACAAGCCAGUUGGUCCACGCGCUCGAUGGACCAACAAGCCAGUUGGUCCACGCGCUCGAUGGACCAACAAGCCAGUUAGUCCACGCGUUCGUUGGACCAACAAGCCAGUUGGUCCACGCGCUCGAUGGACCAACAAGCCAGUUGGUCCACGCGCUCGAUGGACCAACAAGCCAGUUGGUCCACGCGCUCGAUGGACCAACAAGCCAGUUGGUCCACGCGUUCGAUGGACCAACAAGCCAGUUGGUCCACGCGCUCGUUGGACCAACAAGCCAGUUGGUCCACGCGCUCGUUGGACCAACAAGCCAGUUGGUCCACGCGCUCGAUGGACCAACAAGCCAGUUGGUCCACGCGCUCGAUGGACCAACAAGCCAGUUGGUCCACGCGCUCGAUGGACCAACAAGCCAGUUGGUCCACGCGCUCGAUGGACCAACAAGCCAGUUGGUCCACGUGUUUGUUGGACCAACAAGCCAGCUGGUCCACGUGUUUGUUGGACCAACAAGCCAGCUGGUCCACGUGUUUGUUGGACCAACAAGCCAGCUGGUCCACGUGUUUGUUGGACCAACAAGCCAGCUGGUCCACGUGUUUGUUGGACCAACAAGCCAGCUGGUCCACGUGUUUGUUGGACCAACAAGCCAGCUGGUCCACGUGUUUGUUGGACCAACAAGCCAGCUGGUCCACGUGUUUGAUGGACCAACAAGCCAGCUGGUCCACGUGUUUGUUGGACCAACAAGCCAGCUGGUCCACGUGUUUGAUGGACCAACAAGCCAGCUGGUCCACGUGUUUGAUGGACCAACAAGCCAGCUGGUCCACGUGUUCGAUGGACCAACAAGCCAGCUGGUCCACGUGUUCGAUGGACCAACAAGCCAGCUGGUCCACGUGUUUGUUGGACCAACAAGCCAGCUGGUCCACGUGUUUGUUGGACCAACAAGCCAGCUGGUCCACGUGUUUGAUGGACCAACAAGCCAGCUGGUCCACGUGUUCGAUGGACCAACAAGCCAGCUGGUCCACUUGUUGGAUGGACCAACAAGCCAGCUGGUCCACGUGUUUGUUGGACCAACAAGCCAGCUGGUCCACGUGUUUGUUGGACCAACAAGCCAGCUGGUCCACGUGUUUGUUGGACCAACAAGCCAGCUGGUCCACGUGUUCGAUGGACCAACAAGCCAGCUGGUCCACGUGUUUGAUGGACCACCAAGCCAGCUGGUCCACACGUUCGAUGGACCAACAAGCCAGCUGGUCCACGUGUUCGAUGGACCAACAAGCCAGCUGGUCCACGCGUUCGAUGGACCAACAAUGGUCCACGUGUUCGAUGGACCAACAAGCCAGCUGGUCCACGUGUUCGAUGGACCAACAAGCCAGCUGGUCCACGCGUUCGAUGGACCAACAAUGGUCCACGUGUUCGAUGGACCAACAAGCCAGCUGGUCCACGUGUUCGAUGGACCAACAAGCCAGCUGGUCCACGUGUUCGAUGGACCAACAAGCCAGCUGGUCCACGUGUUCGAUGGACCAACAAGCCAGCUGGUCCACGCGUUCGAUGGACCAACAAGCCAGUUGGUCCACGCGUUCGAUGGACCAACAAGCCAGUUGCUGGUCCACGUGUUCGAUGGACCAACAAGCCAGUUGGUCCACGUGUUCGAUGGACCAACAAGCCAGCUGGUCCACGUGUUCGAUGGACCAACAAGCCAGCUGGUCCACGUGUUCGAUGGACCAACAGGCCAGCUGGUCCACGUGUUCAAUGGACCAACAGGUCAGCUGGUCCACGUGUUCGAUGGACCAACAAGCCAGUUGGUCCACGUGUUCGAUGGACCAACAAGCCAGUUGGUCCACGUGUUCGAUGGACCAACAAGCCAGUUGGUCCACGUGUUCGAUGGACCAACAAGCCAGUUGGUCCACGUGUUCGAUGGACCAACAAGCCAGCUGGUCCACGUGUUCGAUGGACCAACAAGCCAGCUGGUCCACGUGUUCGAUGGACCAACAAGCCAGCUGGUCCACGUGUUCGAUGGACCAACAAGCCAGUUGGUCCACGUGUUCGAUGGACCAACAAGCCAGCUGGUCCACGUGUUCGAUGGACCAACAAGCCAGCUGGUCCACGUGUUCGAUGGACCAACAAGCCAGCUGGUCCACGUGUUCGAUGGACCAACAAGCCAGGUGGUCGACGUGUUCGAUGGACCAACAAGCCAGCUGGUCCACGUGUUCGAUGGACCAACAAGCCAGCUGGUCCACGUGGUCGACGUGUUUGAUGGACCAACGAGCCAGUUGGUCCACGUGUUUGAUGGACCAACAAGCCAGUUGGUCCACGUGUUUGAUGGACCAACAAGCCAGUUGGUCGACGUGUUUGUUGGACCAACGAGCCAGUUGGUCCACGUGUUUGAUGGACCAACGAGCCAGUUGGUCGACGUGUUUGAUGGACCAACAAGCCAGUUGGUCCGCGUGCUUGACGUGUUUGUUGGACCAACAAGCCAGCUGGUCCGCGUGUUUGUUGGACCAACAAGCCAGCUGGUCCGCGUGUUUGUUGGACCAACAAGCCAGCUGGUCCGCGUGUUUGUUGGACCAACAAGCCAGCUGCUGGUCCGCGUGUUUGUUGGACCAACAAGCCAGCUGGUCCGCGUGUUUGUUGGACCAACAAGCCAGCUGGUCCGCGUGUUUGUUGGACCAACAAGCCAGCUGGUCCGCGUGUUUGAUGGACCAACAAGCCAGCUGGUCCGCGUGUUUGAUGGACCAACAAGCCAGCUGGUCCGCGUGUUUGAUGGACCAACAAGCCAGCUGGUCCGCGUGUUUGAUGGACCAACAAGCCAGCUGGUCCACGUGUUUGAUGGACCAACAAGCCAGCUGGUCCACGUGUUUGAUGGACCAACAAGCCAGCUGGUCCACGUGUUUGAUGGACCAACAAGCCAGUUGGUCGACGUGUUUGUUGGACCAACAAGCCAGUUGGUCGACGUGUUUGUUGGACCAACAAGCCAGUUGGUCGACGUGUUUGUUGGACCAACAAGCCAGUUGGUCGACGUGUUUGUUGGACCAACAAGCCAGUUGGUCCACGUGUUUGAUGGACCAACAAGCCAGCUGGUCCACGUGUUUGAUGGACCAACAAGCCAGCUGGUCCACGUGUUUGUUGGACCAACAAGCCAGUUGGUCCACGUGUUUGUUGGACCAACAAGCCAGUUGGUCCACGUGUUUGUUGGACCAACAAGCCAGCUGGUCCACGUGUUUGUUGGACCAACAAGCCAGCUGGUCCACGUGUUUGUUGGACCAACAAGCCAGCUGGUCCACGUGUUUGAUGGACCAACAAGCCAGCUGGUCCACGUGUUUGAUGGACCAACAAGCCAGCUGGUCCACGUGUUUGAUGGACCAACAAGCCAGCUGGUCCACGUGUUUGAUGGACCAACAAGCCAGCUGGUCCACGUGUUUGAUGGACCAACAAGCCAGCUGGUCCACGUGUUUGAUGGACCAACAAGCCAGUUGGUCCACGUGUUUGUUGGACCAACAAGCCAGCUGGUCCACGUGUUUGAUGGACCAACAAGCCAGCUGGUCCACGUGUUUGUUGGACCAACAAGCCAGCUGGUCCACGUGUUUGAUGGACCAACAAGCCAGCUGGUCCACGUGUUUGAUGGACCAACAAGCCAGCUGGUCCACGUGUUUGAUGGACCAACAAGCCAGCUGGUCCACGUGUUCGUUGGACCAACAAGCCAGUUGGACCAACUGGCUACUUUCCAUCACCUCACUCCAUUCUCCCGCUUUCCAUCACCUCGCCCAAUUCUCCCGCUUUCCAUCAUCCCUCCCCAUUCUCCCUCUUUCCAUCACCCCGCCCCGUUCUCCCUCUUUCCAUCAUCCCGCCCCGUUCUCCCGCUUUUUAUCACCCCGCCCUAUUCUCCCUCUUUCCAUCACCCCGCACGAUUCUCCCGCUUUCCAUCACCCCGCCCCAUUCUCCCUCUUUCUAUCACCCCGCCCCAUUCUCCCUCUUUCCAUCACCCCGCCCCAUUCUCCCUGCUUCCAUCACCUCGCCCCAUUCUCCCGUUUUCCAUCACCCCUCCCCAUUCUCCCUCUUUCCAUCACCCCGCCCCAUUCUCGCGCGGGAUUUCCAUCACCCCGCCCCAUUCUCCCGAUUUCCAUCACCCCGCCCCAUUCUCCCGCUUUCCAUCACCCCGCCCCAUUCUCCCGCUUUCCAUCACCGCGCCCCAUUCUCCCGCUUUCCAUCACCCCGCCCCAUUCUCCCUCUUUCCAUCACCCCACCCCAUUCUCCCUCUUUCCAUCACCCCGCCCCAUUCUCCCGCUUUCCAUCACCCCGCCCCAUUCUCCCGAUUUCCAUCACCCCGCCCCAUUCUCCCUCUUUCCAUCACCCCGCCCCAUUCUCCCGCUUUCCAUCACCCUGCCCCAUUCUCCCGCUUUCCAUCAUCCCGCCCCAUUCUCCCUCUUUCCAUCACCCCGCCCCAUUCUCCCUCUAUCCAUCACCCCGCCCCAUUCUCCCGCUUUCCAUCGCCCCGCCCCAUUCUCCCGCUUUCCAUCACCCCGCCCUAUUCUCUUGCUUUCCAUCACCCCACCCCAUUCUCCCUCUUUCCAUCACCCCGCCCCAUUCUCCCUCUUUCCAUCACCCCGCUCCAUUCUCUCGCUUUCCAUCGCCCCAUUCUCCCGCUUUCCAUCACCCCGCCCCAUUCUCCUGCUUUCCAUCACCCCGCCCCAUUCUCCCUCUUUCCAUCACCCCGCCCCAUUCUCACUCUAUCCAUCACCCCGCCCAAUUCUCCCGCUUUCCAUCACCCCGCCCCAUUUUCCCGCUUUCCAUCACCCCGCCCCAUUCUCUUGCCUUCCAUCACCCCGCCCCAUUCUCCCUCUUUCCAUCACCUCGCCCCAUUCUCCCUCUUUCCAUCACCCCGCCCUAUUCUCCCGCUUUCCAUCACCUCGCCCCAUUCUCCCGCUUUCCAUCACCCCACUCCAUUCUCCCGCUUUCCAUCACCCCGCCCCAUUCUCCCGCUUUCCAUCACCCCGCCCCAUUCUCCCUCUUUCCAUCACCCCGCCUCAUUCUCCCGCUUUCCAUCACCUCGCCCCAUUCUCCCGCUUUCCAUCACCUCGCCCAAUUCUCCCGCUUUCCAUCAUCCCUCCUUAUUCUCCCUCUUUCCAUCACCCCGGCCCAUUCUCCCUCUUUCCAUCACCCCGCCCCGUUCUCCCGCUUUCUAUCACCCCGCCCCAUUCUCCCUCUUUCCAUCACCCCGCACGAUUUUCCCGCUUUCCAUCACCCCGCCCCAUUCUCCCUCUUUCUAUCACCCCGCCCCAUUCUCCCUCUUUCCAUCACCCCGCCCCAUUCUCCCUGCUUCCAUCACCUCGCCCCAUUCUCCCGCUUUCCAUCACCCCGCUCCAUUCUCCCUCUUUCCAUCACCCCGCCCCAUUCUCGCGCUUUCCAUCACCCCGCCCCAUCCUCUCGAUUUCCAUCACCCCGCCCCAUUCUCCCGCUUUCCAUCACCCCGCCCCAUUCUACCGCUUUCCAUCACAGCGCCCCAUUCUCCCUCUUUCCAUCACCCCGCCCCAUUCUCCAUCUUUUCAUCACCCCGCCCCGUUCUCCCGCUUUCCAUCACCCCGCCCCAUUCUCCCGAUUUCCAUCACCCCGCCCCAUUCUCCCGCUUUCCAUCACCCCGCCCCAUUCUCCCGCUUUCCAUCACCCCGCCCCAUUCUCCUGCUUUCCAUCACCCCGCCCCAUUCUCCCUCUUUCCAUCACCCCGCCCCAUUCUCCCGAUUUCCAUCACCCCGCCUCAUUCUCCUACUUUCCAUCACCCCUCCCCAUUCUCCCGCUUUCCAUCACCCGCCCCAUUCUCCCGCUUUCCAUCACCCCGCCCCAUUCUCCCGCUUUCCAUCAACCCGCCCCAUUCUCCCGCUUUCCAUCACCCCGCCCCGUUCUCCCGCUUUCCAUCACCCCGCCCCAUUCUUCCGCUUUCCAUCACCCCGCCCCAUUCUCCCGCUUUCCAUCACCCCACCCCAUUCUCCCGCUUUCCAUCACCCCGCCCCAUUCUCCCGCUUUUCAUCACCCCGCCCCAUUCUCCCGCUUUCCAUCACCCCGCCCCAUUCUCUCGCUUUCCAUCACCCCGCCCCAUUCUCCCGCUUUCCAUCACCCCGCCCCAUUCUCCCGCUUUCCAUCACCCCGCCCCAUUCUCCCGCUUCCCAUCACCCCUCCCUAUUCUCCCUGUAUCAUCACCCCACCCCAUUCUCCCGCUUUCCAUCACCCCGCCCCAUUCUCCCUCUUUCCAUCACCCCGCCCCAUUCUCCCGCUUUCCAUCACCCCGCCCCAUUCUCCCGCUUUCCAUCACCCCGCCCCAUUCUCCCGCUUUCCAUCACCCCGCCCCAUUCUCCCGCUUUCCAUCACUCCGCCCCAUUCUCCCGCUUUCUAUCACCCCGCCCCAUUCUCCCGCUUUUCAUCACCCCGCCCCAUUCUCCCGCUUUCCAUCACCCCGCCCCAUUCUCCCGCUUUCCAUCACCCGCCCCAUUCUCCCGCUUUCCAUCACCCCGCCCCAUUCUCCCGCUUUCCAUCAUCCCGCCCCAUUCUCCUGCUUUCCAUCACCCCGCCCCAUUCUCCCUCUUUCCAUCACCCCGCCCCGUUCUCCCGCUUUCCAUCACCCCGCCCCGUUCUCCCGCUUUUUUUCACCCCGCCCCAUUCUCCCUCUUUCCAUCACCCCGCACAAUUCUCCCGCUUUCCAUCACCCCGCCCCAUUCUCCCUCUUUCUAUCACCCCGCCCCAUUCUCCCACUUUCCAUCACCCCGCCCCAUUCUCCCACUUUCCAUCACCCCGCCCCAUUCUCCCGCUUUCCAUCACCCCGCCCCAUUCUCCCUCUUUCCAUCACCUCGCCCCAUUCUCCCGUUUUCCAUCACCCCUCCCCAUUCUCCCGCUUUCCAUCAACCCGCCCCAUUCUCUCUCUUUUCAUCACCCCGCCCCAUUCUCCCUCUUUCCAUCACCCCGCCCCAUUCUCCCUCUUUCCAUCACCCUGCACGAUUCUCCCGCUUUCCAUCACCCCGCCCCAUUCUCCCUCUUUCUAUCACCCCGCCCCAUUCUCCCGCUUUCCAUCACCCCGCCCCAUUCUCCCGCUUUCCAUCACCCCGCCCCAUUCUCCCGCUUUCCAUCACCCCUCCCCAUUCUCCCGCUUUCCAUCACCCCGCCCCAUUCUGGUCCACUUGCUCCACGUGGUCGACGUGUUUGUUGGACCAACAAGCGAGGUGGUCGACGUGUUUGAUGGACCAACAAGCGAGGUGGUCGACGUGUUUGAUGGACCAACAAGCCAGGUGGUCGACGUGUUUGAUGGACCAACAAGCGAGGUGGUCGACGUGUUUGAUGGACCAACAAGCGAGGUGGUCGACGUGUUUGAUGGACCAACAAGCCAGGUGGUCGACGUGUUUGAUGGACCAACGAGCCAGGUGGUCGACGUGUUUGAUGGACCAACGAGCCAGGUGGUCGACGUGUUUGAUGGACCAACGAGCCAGUUGGUCCACGUGUUUGUUGGACCAACGAGCCAGUUGGUCGACGUGUUUGAUGGACCAACGAGCCAGUUGGUCCACGUGUUUGAUGGACCAACGAGCCAGUUGGUCCACGUGUUUGAUGGACCAACGAGCCAGUUGGUCCACGUGUUUGAUGGACCAACGAGCCAGUUGGUCCACGUGUUUGAUGGACCAACGAGCCAGUUGGUCCACGUGUUUGAUGGACCAACGAGCCAGUUGGUCCACGUGUUUGAUGGACCAACGAGCCAGGUGGUCGACGUGUUUGAUGGACCAACGAGGCAGAUGGUCGACGUGUUUGAUGGACCAACGAGGCCGUUAGUCGACGUGUUUGAUGGACCAACGAGGCCGUUGGUCGACGUGUUUGAUGGACCAACGAGCCAGUUGGUCGACGUGUUUGAUGGACCAACGAGCCAGUUGGUCGACGUGUUCCAUGCACCAACGAGCCAGUUGGUCGACGUGUUCCAUGCACCAACGAGCCAGUUGGUCGACGUGUUCCAUGCACCAACGAGCCAGUUGGUCGACGUGUUCCAUGCACCAACGAGCCAGUUGGUCGACGUGUUCCAUGCACCAACGAGCCAGUUGGUCCGCGUGUUCCAUGCACCAACGAGCCAGCUGGUCCACGUGUUCGAUGGACCAACAAGCCAGCUGGUCCGCGUGUUUGUUGGACCAACAAGCCAGCUGGUCCGCGUGUUUGUUGGACCAACAAGCCAGCUGGUCCGCGUGUUUGUUGGACCAACAAGCCAGCUGGUCCGCGUGUUUGUUGGACCAACAAGCCAGCUGGUCCGCGUGUUUGUUGGACCAACAAGCCAGCUGGUCCGCGUGUUUGUUGGACCAACAAGCCAGCUGGUCCGCGUGUUUGUUGGACCAACAAGCCAGCUGGUCCGCGUGUUUGUUGGACCAACAAGCCAGCUGGUCCGCGUGUUUGUUGGACCAACAAGCCAGCUGGUCCGCGUGUUUGUUGGACCAACAAGCCAGCUGGUCCGCGCGUUCGUUGGACCAACAAGCCAGCUGGUCCGCGUGUUUGUUGGACCAACAAGCCAGCUGGUCCGCGUGUUUGUUGGACCAACAAGCCAGCUGGUCCGCGCGUUCGUUGGACCAACAAGCCAGCUGGUCCGCGUGUUUGUUGGACCAACAAGCCAGCUGGUCCGCGUGUUUGUUGGACCAACAAGCCAGCUGGUCCGCGUGUUUGAUGGACCAACGAGCCAGUUGGUCCGCGUGUUCGUUGGACCAACGAGCCAGAUGGUCCGCGUGUUCGUUGGACCAACAAGCCAGUUGGUCCGCGUGUUUGAUGGACCAACAAGCCAGUUGGUCCGCGUGUUUGAUAAACCAACGAGCCAGCUGGUCCACGUGUUUGUUGGACCAACGAGCCAGUUGGUCCACGUGUUUGUUGGACCAACAAGCCAGCUGGUCCACGUGUUUGAUGGACCAACAAGCCAGCUGGUCCACGUGUUUGAUGGACCAACAAGCCAGCUGGUCCACGUGUUUGUUGGACCAACAAGCCAGCUGGUCCACGUGUUUGUUGGACCAACAAGCCAGCUGGUCCACGUGUUUGAUGGACCAACAAGCCAGCUGGUCCACGUGUUUGAUGGACCAACAAGCCAGCUGGUCCACGUGUUUGUUGGACCAACAAGCCAGCUGGUCCACGUGUUUGUUGGACCAACAAGCCAGCUGGUCCACGUGUUCGAUGGACCAACAAGCCAGCUGGUCCACGUGUUUGAUGGACCAACAAGCCAGCUGGUCCACGUGUUUGAUGGACCAACAAGCCAGCUGGUCCACGUGUUUGUUGGACCAACAAGCCAGCUGGUCCACGUGUUUGAUGGACCAACAAGCCAGCUGGUCCACGUGUUUGAUGGACCAACAAGCCAGCUGGUCCACGUGUUCGAUGGACCAACAAGCCAGCUGGUCCACGUGUUUGUUGGACCAACAAGCCAGCUGGUCCACGUGUUUGAUGGACCAACAAGCCAGCUGGUCCACGUGUUUGAUGGACCAACAAGCCAGCUGGUCCACGUGUUCGUUGGACCAACAAGCCAGUUGGUCCACGUGUUCGAUGGACCAACAAGCCAGUUGGUCCACGUGUUCGAUGGACCAACAAGCCAGUUGGUCCCCGUCUUCGUUGGACCAACAAGCCAGUUGGUCCACGUGUUUGUUGGACCAACAAGCCAGUUGGACCAACUGGCUAGUUGGUCCACGUGUUCGAUGGACCAACAAGCCAGUUGGUCCACGCGUUCGAUGGACCAACAAGCCAGUUGGUCCACGCGUUCGAUGGACCAACAAGCCAGUUGGUCCACGCGUUCGAUGGACCAACAAGCCAGUUGGUCCACGCGUUCGAUGGACCAACAAGCCAGUUGGUCCACGCGUUCGUUGGACCAACAAGCCAGUUGGUCCACGCGUUCGAUGGACCAACAAGCCAGUUGGUCCACGCGUUCGAUGGACCAACAACCAACAAGCCAGUUGGUCCACGCGUUCGAUGGACCAACAAGCCAGUUGGUCCACGCGUUCGAUGGACCAACAACCAACAAGCCAGUUGGUCCACGCGUUCGAUGGACCAACAAGCCAGUUGGUCCACGCGUUCGAUGGACCAACAACCAACAAGCCAGUUGGUCCACGCGUUCGAUGGACCAACAAGCCAGUUGGUCCACGCGCUCGAUGGACCAACAAGCCAGUUGGUCCACGCGCUCGAUGGACCAACAAGCCAGUUGGUCCACGCGCUCGAUGGACCAACAAGCCAGUUGGUCCACGCGCUCGAUGGACCAACAAGCCAGUUGGUCCACGCGCUCGAUGGACCAACAAGCCAGUUGGUCCACGCGUUCGUUGGACCAACAAGCCAGUUGGUCCACGCGCUCGAUGGACCAACAAGCCAGUUGGUCCACGCGCUCGAUGGACCAACAAGCCAGUUGGUCCACGCGCUCGAUGGACCAACAAGCCAGUUGGUCCACGCGUUCGAUGGACCAACAAGCCAGUUGGUCCACGCGCUCGUUGGACCAACAAGCCAGUUGGUCCACGCGCUCGUUGGACCAACAAGCCAGUUGGUCCACGCGCUCGAUGGACCAACAAGCCAGUUGGUCCACGCGCUCGAUGGACCAACAAGCCAGUUGGUCCACGCGCUCGAUGGACCAACAAGCCAGUUGGUCCACGCGCUCGAUGGACCAACAAGCCAGUUGGUCCACGCGCUCGAUGGACCAACAAGCCAGUUGGUCCACGCGCUCGAUGGACCAACAAGCCAGUUGGUCCACGCGCUCGAUGGACCAACAAGCCAGUUGGUCCACGCGCUCGAUGGACCAACAAGCCAGUUGGUCCACGCGCUCGAUGGACCAACAAGCCAGUUGGUCCACGCGCUCGAUGGACCAACAAGCCAAAUGGUCCACGCGUUCGAUGGACCAACAAGCCAGUUGGUCCACGCGCUCGAUGGACCAACAAGCCAGUUGGUCCACGCGCUCGAUGGACCAACAAGCAAGUAGCCAGUUCGUCCACCCGUUCGAUGGACCAACAAGCCAGCUGGUCCACGUGUUCGAUGGACCAACAAGCCAGCUGGUCCACGUGUUCGAUGGACCAACAAGCCAGCUGGUCCACGUGUUCGAUGGACCAACAAGCCAGCUGGUCCACGUGUUCGAUGGACCAACAAGCCAGCUGGUCCACGUGUUCGAUGGACCAACAAGCCAGCUGGUCCACGUGUUCGAUGGACCAACAAGCCAGCUGGUCCACGCGUUCGAUGGACCAACAAUGGUCCACGUGUUCGAUGGACCAACAAGCCAGCUGGUCCACGUGUUCGAUGGACCAACAAGCCAGCUGGUCCACGUGUUCGAUGGACCAACAAGCCAGCUGGUCCACGUGUUCGAUGGACCAACAAGCCAGCUGGUCCACGCGUUCGAUGGACCAACAAGCCAGUUGGUCCACGCGUUCGAUGGACCAACAAGCCAGUUGCUGGUCCACGUGUUCGAUGGACCAACAAGCCAGUUGGUCCACGUGUUCGAUGGACCAACAAGCCAGCUGGUCCACGUGUUCGAUGGACCAACAAGCCAGCUGGUCCACGUGUUCGAUGGACCAACAAGCCAGCUGGUCCACGUGUUCGAUGGACCAACAGGUCAGCUGGUCCACGUGUUCGAUGGACCAACAAGCCAGUUGGUCCACGUGUUCGAUGGACCAACAAGCCAGUUGGUCCACGUGUUCGAUGGACCAACAAGCCAGUUGGUCCACGUGUUCGAUGGACCAACAAGCCAGUUGGUCCACGUGUUCGAUGGACCAACAAGCCAGCUGGUCCACGUGUUCGAUGGACCAACAAGCCAGCUGGUCCACGUGUUCGAUGGACCAACAAGCCAGCUGGUCCACGUGUUCGAUGGACCAACAAGCCAGUUGGUCCACGUGUUCGAUGGACCAACAAGCCAGCUGGUCCACGUGUUCGAUGGACCAACAAGCCAGCUGGUCCACGUGUUCGAUGGACCAACAAGCCAGCUGGUCCACGUGUUCGAUGGACCAACAAGCCAGGUGGUCGACGUGUUCGAUGGACCAACAAGCCAGCUGGUCCACGUGUUCGAUGGACCAACAAGCCAGCUGGUCCACGUGGUCGACGUGUUUGAUGGACCAACGAGCCAGUUGGUCCACGUGUUUGAUGGACCAACGAGCCAGUUGGUCCACGUGUUUGAUGGACCAACGAGCCAGUUGGUCGACGUGUUUGUUGGACCAACGAGCCAGUUGGUCCACGUGUUUGAUGGACCAACGAGCCAGUUGGUCGACGUGUUUGAUGGACCAACAAGCCAGUUGGUCCGCGUGCUUGACGUGUUUGUUGGACCAACAAGCCAGCUGGUCCGCGUGUUUGUUGGACCAACAAGCCAGCUGGUCCGCGUGUUUGUUGGACCAACAAGCCAGCUGGUCCGCGUGUUUGUUGGACCAACAAGCCAGCUGCUGGUCCGCGUGUUUGUUGGACCAACAAGCCAGCUGGUCCGCGUGUUUGUUGGACCAACAAGCCAGCUGGUCCGCGUGUUUGUUGGACCAACAAGCCAGCUGGUCCGCGUGUUUGAUGGACCAACAAGCCAGCUGGUCCGCGUGUUUGAUGGACCAACAAGCCAGCUGGUCCGCGUGUUUGAUGGACCAACAAGCCAGCUGGUCCACGUGUUUGAUGGACCAACAAGCCAGCUGGUCCACGUGUUUGAUGGACCAACAAGCCAGCUGGUCCACGUGUUUGAUGGACCAACAAGCCAGUUGGUCGACGUGUUUGUUGGACCAACAAGCCAGUUGGUCGACGUGUUUGUUGGACCAACAAGCCAGUUGGUCGACGUGUUUGUUGGACCAACAAGCCAGUUGGUCGACGUGUUUGUUGGACCAACAAGCCAGUUGGUCCACGUGUUUGAUGGACCAACAAGCCAGCUGGUCCACGUGUUUGAUGGACCAACAAGCCAGCUGGUCCACGUGUUUGUUGGACCAACAAGCCAGUUGGUCCACGUGUUUGUUGGACCAACAAGCCAGUUGGUCCACGUGUUUGUUGGACCAACAAGCCAGCUGGUCCACGUGUUUGUUGGACCAACAAGCCAGCUGGUCCACGUGUUUGUUGGACCAACAAGCCAGCUGGUCCACGUGUUUGAUGGACCAACAAGCCAGCUGGUCCACGUGUUUGAUGGACCAACAAGCCAGCUGGUCCACGUGUUUGAUGGACCAACAAGCCAGCUGGUCCACGUGUUUGAUGGACCAACAAGCCAGCUGGUCCACGUGUUUGAUGGACCAACAAGCCAGCUGGUCCACGUGUUUGAUGGACCAACAAGCCAGUUGGUCCACGUGUUUGUUGGACCAACAAGCCAGCUGGUCCACGUGUUUGAUGGACCAACAAGCCAGCUGGUCCACGUGUUUGUUGGACCAACAAGCCAGCUGGUCCACGUGUUUGAUGGACCAACAAGCCAGCUGGUCCACGUGUUUGAUGGACCAACAAGCCAGCUGGUCCACGUGUUUGAUGGACCAACAAGCCAGCUGGUCCACGUGUUCGUUGGACCAACAAGCCAGUUGGACCAACUGGCUAGUUGGUCCACGCGCUCGAUGGACCAACAAGCCAGUUGGUCCACGCGCUCGAUGGACCAACAAGCCAGUUGGUCCACGCGCUCGAUGGACCAACAAGCCAGUUGGUCCACGCGCUCGAUGGACCAACAAGCCAGUUGGUCCACGCGCUCGUUGGACCAACAAGCCAGUUGGUCCACGCGCUCGUUGGACCAACAAGCCAGUUGGUCCACGCGCUCGAUGGACCAACAAGCCAGUUGGUCCACGCGCUCGAUGGACCAACAAGCCAGUUGGUCCACGCGCUCGAUGGACCAACAAGCCAGUUGGUCCACGCGCUCGAUGGACCAACAAGCCAGUUGGUCCACGCGCUCGAUGGACCAACAAGCCUGUUGGUCCACGCGCUCGUUGGACCAACAAGCCAGUUGGUCCACGCGCUCGAUGGACCAACAAGCCAGUUGGUCCACGCGCUCGAUGGACCAACAAGCCAGUUGGUCCACGCGCUCGAUGGACCAACAAGCCAGUUGGUCCACGCGCUCGAUGGACCAACAAGCCAGUUGGUCCACGCGCUCGAUGGACCAACAAGCCAGUUGGUCCACGCGCUCGUUGGACCAACAAGCCAGUUGGUCCACGCGCUCGAUGGACCAACAAGCCAGUUGGUCCACGCGCUCGAUGGACCAACAAGCCAGUUGGUCCACGCGCUCGCUUUCCAUCACCCCGCCCAAUUCUCCCGCUUUCCAUCACCCCGCCCCAUUUUCCCGCUUUCUAUCACCCCGCCCAAUUCUCUUGCUUUCCAUCACCCCGCCCCAUUCUCCCUCUUUCCAUCACCUCGCCCCAUUCUCCCUCUUUCCAUCACCCCGCCCCAUUCUCCCGCUUUCCAUCACCCCGCCCCAUUCUCCCGCUUUCCAUCACCUCGCCCCAUUCUCCCGCUUUCAAUCACCCCACUCCAUUCUCCCGCUUUCCAUCACCCCGCCCCAUUCUCCCGCUUUCCAUCACCCCGCCCCAUUCUCCCUCUUUCCAUCACCCCGCCCCAUUCUCCCGCUUUCCAUCACCUCGCCCCAUUCUCCAGCUUUCCAUCACCUCACUCCAUUCUCCCGCUUUCCAUCACCUCGCCCAAUUCUCCCGCUUUCCAUCAUCCCUCCCCAUUCUCCCUCUUUCCAUCACCCCGCCCCGUUCUCCCUCUUUCCAUCAUCCCGCCCCGUUCUCCCGCUUUUUAUCACCCCGCCCUAUUCUCCCUCUUUCCAUCACCCCGCACGAUUCUCCCGCUUUCCAUCACCCCGCCCCAUUCUCCCUCUUUCUAUCACCCCGCCCCAUUCUCCCUCUUUCCAUCACCCCGCCCCAUUCUCCCUGCUUCCAUCACCUCGCCCCAUUCUCCCGUUUUCCAUCACCCCUCCCCAUUCUCCCUCUUUCCAUCACCCCGCCCCAUUCUCGCGCGGGAUUUCCAUCACCCCGCCCCAUUCUCCCGAUUUCCAUCACCCCGCCCCAUUCUCCCGCUUUCCAUCACCCCGCCCCAUUCUCCCGCUUUCCAUCACCGCGCCCCAUUCUCCCGCUUUCCAUCACCCCGCCCCAUUCUCCCUCUUUCCAUCACCCCACCCCAUUCUCCCUCUUUCCAUCACCCCGCCCCAUUCUCCCGCUUUCCAUCACCCCGCCCCAUUCUCCCGAUUUCCAUCACCCCGCCCCAUUCUCCCUCUUUCCAUCACCCCGCCCCAUUCUCCCGCUUUCCAUCACCCUGCCCCAUUCUCCCGCUUUCCAUCAUCCCGCCCCAUUCUCCCUCUUUCCAUCACCCUGCCCCAUUCUCCCUCUAUCCAUCACCCCGCCCCAUUCUCCCGCUUUCCAUCGCCCCGCCCCAUUCUCCCGCUUUCCAUCACCCCGCCCUAUUCUCUUGCUUUCCAUCACCCCACCCCAUUCUCCCUCUUUCCAUCACCCCGCCCCAUUCUCCCUCUUUCCAUCACCCCGCUCCAUUCUCUCGCUUUCCAUCGCCCCAUUCUCCCGCUUUCCAUCACCCCGCCCCAUUCUCCCGCUUUCCAUCACCCCGCCCCAUUCUCCCUCUUUCCAUCACCCCGCCCCAUUCUCACUCUAUCCAUCACCCCGCCCAAUUCUCCCGCUUUCCAUCACCCCGCCCCAUUUUCCCGCUUUCCAUCACCCCGCCCCAUUCUCUUGCCUUCCAUCACCCCGCCCCAUUCUCCCUCUUUCCAUCACCCCGCCCCAUUCUCACUCUAUCCAUCACCCUACCCAAUUCUCCCGCUUUCCAUCACCCCGCCCCAUUUUCCCGCUUUCCAUCACCCCGCCCCAUUCUCCCUCUUUCCAUCACCCCGCCCCAUUCUCACUCUAUCCAUCACCCCGCCCAAUUCUCCCGCUUUCCAUCACCCCGCCCCAUUUUCCCGCUUUCCAUCACCCCGCCCCAUUCUCCCUCUUUCCAUCACCUCGCCCCAUUCUCCCUCUUUCCAUCACCCCGCCCUAUUCUCCCGCUUUCCAUCACCUCGCCCCAUUCUCCCGCUUUCCAUCACCCCACUCCAUUCUCCCGCUUUCCAUCACCCCGCCCCAUUCUCCCGCUUUCCAUCACCCCGCCCCAUUCUCCCUCUUUCCAUCACCCCGCCUCAUUCUCCCGCUUUCCAUCACCUCGCCCCAUUCUCCCGCUUUCCAUCACCUCGCCCAAUUCUCCCGCUUUCCAUCAUCCCUCCUUAUUCUCCCUCUUUCCAUCACCCCGGCCCAUUCUCCCUCUUUCCAUCACCCCGCCCCGUUCUCCCGCUUUCUAUCACCCCGCCCCAUUCUCCCUCUUUCCAUCACCCCGCACGAUUUUCCCGCUUUCCAUCACCCCGCCCCAUUCUCCCUCUUUCUAUCACCCCGCCCCAUUCUCCCUCUUUCCAUCACCCCGCCCCAUUCUCCCUGCUUCCAUCACCUCGCCCCAUUCUCCCGCUUUCCAUCACCCCGCUCCAUUCUCCCUCUUUCCAUCACCCCGCCCCAUUCUCGCGCUUUCCAUCACCCCGCCCCAUCCUCUCGAUUUCCAUCACCCCGCCCCAUUCUCCCGCUUUCCAUCACCCCGCCCCAUUCUCCCGCUUUCCAUCACCCCGCCCCAUUCUACCGCUUUCCAUCACAGCGCCCCAUUCUCCCUCUUUCCAUCACCCCGCCCCAUUCUCCAUCUUUUCAUCACCCCGCCCCGUUCUCCCGCUUUCCAUCACCCCGCCCCAUUCUCCCGAUUUCCAUCACCCCGCCCCAUUCUCCCGCUUUCCAUCACCCCGCCCCAUUCUCCCGCUUUCCAUCACCCCGCCCCAUUCUCUUGCAUUCCAUCACCCCGCCCCAUUCUCCCUCUUUCCAUCACCCCGCCCCAUUCUCCCGAUUUCCAUCACCCCGCCUCAUUCUCCUACUUUCCAUCACCCCUCCCCAUUCUCCCGCUUUCCAUCACCCGCCCCAUUCUCCCGCUUUCCAUCACCCCGCCCCAUUCUCCCGCUUUCCAUCACCCCACCCCAUUCUCCCGCUUUCCAUCACCCCGCCCCAUUCUCCCGCUUUCCAUCACCCCGCCCCAUUCUUCCGCUUUCCAUCACCCCGCCCCAUUCUCCCGCUUUCCAUCACCCCACCCCAUUCUCCCGCUUUCCAUCACCCCGCCCCAUUCUCCCGCUUUUCAUCACCCCGCCCCAUUCUCCCGCUUUCCAUCACCCCGCCCCAUUCUCUCGCUUUCCAUCACCCCGCCCCAUUCUCCCGCUUUCCAUCACCCCGCCCCAUUCUCCCGCUUUCCAUCACCCCGCCCCAUUCUCCCGCUUCCCAUCACCCCUCCCUAUUCUCCCUGUAUCAUCACCCCACCCCAUUCUCCCGCUUUCCAUCACCCCGCCCCAUUCUCCCUCUUUCCAUCACCCCGCCCCAUUCUCCCGCUUUCCACCACCCCGCCCCAUUCUCCCGCUUUCCAUCACCCCGCCCCAUUCUCCCGCUUUCCAUCACCCCGCCCCAUUCUCCCGCUUUCCAUCACUCCGCCCCAUUCUCCCGCUUUCUAUCACCCCGCCCCAUUCUCCCGCUUUUCAUCACCCCGCCCCAUUCUCCCGCUUUCCAUCACCCCGCCCUAUUUUCCCGCUGUCCAUAACCCCGCCCCAUUCUCCCGCUUUCCAUCAUCCCGCCCCAUUCUCCCGCUUUCCAUCACCCCGCCCCAUUCUCCCGCUUUCCAUCACCCCGCCCCAUUCUCCCUCUUUCCAUCACCCUGCCCCAUUCUCCCUCCUUCCAUCACCCCGCCCCAUUCUCCCCCAGUUGGUCCACGUGUUUGUUGGACCAACAAGCCAGUUGGUCCACGUGUUUGUUGGACCAACAAGCCAGUUGCUCCACGUGUUUGUUGGACCAACAAGCCAGUUGCUCCACGUGUUUGUUGGACCAACAAGCCAGUUGGUCCACGUGUUUGUUGGACCAACAAGCCAGUUGCUCGACCUGUUUGUUGGACCAACAAGCCAGUUGGUCGACGUGUUUGUUGGACCAACAAGCCAGGUGGUCGACGUGUUUGAUGGACCAACAAGCCAGGUGGUCGACGUGUUUGAUGGACCAACAAGCCAGGUGGUCGACGUGUUUGAUGGACCAACAAGCCAGGUGGUCGACGUGUUUGAUGGACCAACAAGCCAGGUGGUCGACGUGUUUGAUGGACCAACAAGCCAGGUGGUCGACGUGUUUGAUGGACCAACAAGCCAGGUGGUCGACGUGUUUGAUGGACCAACAAGCCAGGUGGUCGACGAGUUUGAUGGAGUAACAAGCCAGCUGGUCCACGUGUUUGUUGGACCAACAAGCCAGGUUGUCCACGUGUUUGUUGGACCAACAAGCCAGUUGGUCCACGUGUUUGUUGGACCAACAAGCCAGGUUGUCCACGUGUUUCAUGGACCAACAAGCCAGUUGGUCGACGUGUUUGAUGGACCAACAAGCCAGUUGGUCCACGUGUUUGUUGGACCAACAAGCCAGUUGGUCGACGUGUUUGAUGGACCAACAAGCCAGUUGGUCCACGUGUUUGUUGGACCAACAAGCCAGUUGGUCCACGUGUUUGAUGGACCAACAAGCCAGCUGGUCCGCGUGUUUGUUGGACCAACAAGCCAGCUGGUCCGCGUGUUUGUUGGACCAACAAGCCAGUUGGUCCGCGUGUUUGAUGGACCAACAAGCCAGUUGGUCCGCGUGUUUGAUGGACCAACAAGCCAGUUGGUCCGCGUGUUUGAUGGACCAACAAGCCAGUUGGUCCGCGUGUUUGAUGGACCAACAAGCCAGUUGGUCCGCGUGUUUGAUGGACCAACAAGCCAGUUGGUCCGCGUGUUUGAUGGACCAACAAGCCAGUUGGUCCGCGUGUUUGAUGGACCAACAAGCCAGUUGGUCCGCGUGUUUGAUGGACCAACAAGCCAGUUGGUCCGCGUGUUUGAUGGACCAACAAGCCUGGUGGUCCGCGUGUUUAUUGGACCAACGAGCCAGGUGGUCCGCGUGUUUGAUGGACCAACGAGCCAGUUGGUCGACGUGUUUGUUGGACCAACGAGCCAGUUGGUCGACGUGUUUGAUGGACCAACGAGCCAGUUGGUCGACGUGUUUGAUGGACCAACGAGCCAGUUGGUCCACGUGUUUGAUGGACCAACGAGCCAGUUGGUCCACGUGUUUGAUGGACCAACGAGCCAGUUGGUCGACGUGUUUGUUGGACCAACGAGCCAGUUGGUCCACGUGUUUGUUGGACCAACAAGCCAGUUGGUCGACGUGUUUGAUGGACCAACAAGCCAGUUGGUCCGCGUGUUUGACGUGUUUGUUGGACCAACAAGCCAGUUGGUCCGCGUGUUUGUUGGACCAACAAGCCAGCUGGUCCGCGUGUUUGUUGGACCAACAAGCCAGCUGGUCCGCGUGUUUGUUGGACCAACAAGCCAGCUGGUCCGCGUGUUUGUUGGACCAACAAGCCAGCUGGUCCGCGUGUUUGUUGGACCAACAAGCCAGCUGGUCCGCGUGUUUGUUGGACCAACAAGCCAGUUGGUCCGCGUGUUUGUUGGACCAACAAGCCAGCUGGUCCGCGUGUUUGUUGGACCAACAAGCCAGCUGGUCCGCGUGUUUGUUGGACCAACAAGCCAGCUGGUCCGCGUGUUUGUUGGACCAACAAGCCAGCUGGUCCGCGUGUUUGAUGGACCAACAAGCCAGCUGGUCCACCCUCGUGGGAACGAGGAACGUGGGAAAGAGGCUUGUGGGAACGAGGCUCGUGGGAACGAGGCUCGUGGGAACGAGGCUAGUGGGAACGAGGCUCGUGGGAACGAGGCUCGUGGGAACGAGGCUCGUGGGAACGAGGCUCGUGGGAACGAGGCUCGUGGGAACGAGGCUCGUGGGAACGAGGCUCGUGCGAACGAGGCUCGUGGGAACGAGGCUCGUGGGAACGAGGCUCGUGGGAACGAGGCCCCUGGGAACGAGGCCCCUGGGAACGAGGCCCCUGGGAACGAGGCCCCUGGGAACGAGGCCCCUGGGAACGAGGCCCCUGGGAACGAGGCCCCUGGGAACGAGGCCCCUGGGAACGAGGCCCCUGGGAACGAGGCCCCUGGGAACGAGGCCCCUGGGAACGAGGCCCCUGGAAACCCCACCCCAUUCUCCCGCUUUCCAUCACCCCGCCCCAUUCUCCCGCUUUCCAUCACCCCGCCCCAUUCUCCCUCCUUCCAUCACCCUGCCCCAUUCUCCCUCCUUCCAUCACUCCGCCCCAUUCUCCCGCUUUCCAUCACCCUGCCCCAUUCUCCCGCUUUCCAUCACCCUGCCCCAUUCUCCCGCUUUUUAUCACACCGCCCCAUUCUCCGGCUUUCGAUCACCCCGCCCCAUUCUCCCUCCUUCCAUAACUCCGCCCCGUUCUCCCGCUUUCCAUCACCCCGCCCCGUUCUCCCGCUUUCCAUCACCCUGCCCCGUUCUCCCGCUUUCCAUCACCCCGCCCCGUUCUCCCGCUUUCCAUCACCCCGCCCCGUUCUCCCGCUUUCCAUCACCCCGCCCCGUUCUCCCGCUUUCCAUCACCCCGCCCCAUUCUCCCGCUUUCCAUCACCCUGCUUCAUUCUCCCGCUUUCCAUCACCCCGCCCCAUUCUCCCUCUUUCCAUCACCCCGCCCUAUUCUCCCGCUUUCCAUCACCUCGCCCCAUUCUCCCGCGAUUCCUCACCCCGCCCCAUUCUCCCGUUUUCCAUCACCCCGCCCCAUUCUCCCAUAUUCCAUCACCCCGCCCCAUUCUCCCGCAUUCCAUCACCCCGCCCCAUUCUCCCUCUUUCCAUCACCCCGCUCCAUUCUCCCUCUUUCCAUCACCCCGCCCCAUUCUCCCGCUUUCCAUCACCCCGCCCCAUUCUCUCGCUUUCCAUCACCCCGCCCCAUUCUCCCGCUUUCCAUCAUCCCGCCCCAUUCUCCCGCUUUCCAUCACCCCGCCCCAUUCUCCCGCUUUCCAUCACCCCGCCCCAUUCUCCCACUUUCCCUCACCCCGCCCCAUUCUCCCGCUUUCCAUCAUCCCGCCCCAUUCUCCCACUUCCCAUCACCCCGCCCCAUUCUCCCGCUUUCCAUCACCCUGCCCCAUUCUCCCGCUUUCCAUCACCCCGCCCCAUUCUCCCGCUUUCCAUCACCCCGCCCCAUUCUCCCGCUUUCCAUCAACCCGCCCCAUUCUCCCUCCUUCCAUCACCCCGCCCCAUUCUCCCGCUUUCCAUCACCCCGCUCCAUUCUCUCGCUUUCCAUCAACCCGCCCCAUUCUCCCUCCUUCCAUCACCCCGCCCCAUUCUGCCUCCUUCCAUCACCCCGCCCCAUUCUCCCGCUUUCUAUCACCCCGCCCCAUUCUCCCGCUUUCCAUCACCCCGCCCCCUUCUCCCGCUUUCCAUCACCCCGCCCCAUACUGGCGCUUUCCAUCACCCCGCCCCAUUCUCCAGCUUUCCAUCACCCCGCCCCAUUCUCCCUCCUUCCAUCACCCCGCCCCAUUCUCCCUCCUUCCAUCACCCCGCCCCAUUCUCCCACUUUCCAUCACCCUGCCCCAUUCUCCCGCUUUCCAUCACCCCGCCCCAUUCUCCCGCUUUCCAUCACCCCGCCCCAUUCUCCCGCUUUCCAUCACCCUGCCCCAUUCUCCCUCCUUCCAUCACCCCGCCCCAUUCUCAAACUUUCCAUCACCCGGCCCCAUUCUCCCGCUUUCCAUCACCCUGCCCCAUUCUCCCACUUUCCAUCACCCCGCCCUGUUGUUCCCCCUUCUCCCGCUUUCCAUCACCCCGCCCCGUUCUAACGCUUUCCAUCACCCCGCCCCGUUCUCCCGCUUUCCAUCACCCCGCCCCGUUCUCCCUCCUUCUAUCACCCCACCCCUUUCUCCCUCCUUCCAUCACCCCGCCCCAUUCUCCCUCCUUCCAUCACCUCGCCCCAUUCUCCCGCUUUCCAUCACCCCACCCCAUUCUCCCGCUUUCCAUCACCCCACCCCAUUCUCCCGCUUUCCAUCACCCCACCCCAUUCUCCCGCUUUCCCUCACCCCGCCCCAUUCUCCCGCUUUCCAUCACCCCGCCCUAUUCUCCCGCUUUCCAUCACCCCGCCCCAUUCUUCCGCUUUCCAUCACCCCGCUCCAUUCUCCCGCUUUCCAUCACCCCGCCCCAUUCUCCCUUUCCAUCACCCCGCCCCAUUCUCCCGCUUUCCAUCACCCCGCCCCAUUCUCCCGCUUUCCAUCAACCCGCCCCAUUCUCCCUCCUUCCAUCACCCCGCCCCAUUCUGCCUCCUUCCAUCACCCCGCCCCAUUCUGCCGCUUUCCAUCACCCCGCCCCAUUCUCCCGCUUUCCAUCACCCCGCCCCAUACUCCCGCUUUCCAUCACCCCGCCGCACUCUCCCGCUUUCCAUCACCCCACCCCAUUCUCCCGCUUUUCAUCACCCCGCCCCAUUCUCCCGCUUUCCAUCACCCCACCUCUUUCUCCCGCUUUCCAUCACCCCGCCCCAUUCUCCCACUUUCCAUCACCCCGCCCCAUUCUCCCUCUUUCCAUCACCCCGCCCCAUUCUCCCGCUUUCCAUCACCUCGCCCCAUUCUCCCGCUUUCCAUCAUCCCGCCCCAUUCUCCCGCUUUCCAUCACCCCGCCCCAUUCUCCCACUUUCCAUCACCCUGCCCCAUUCUCCCACUUUCCAUCACCCCGCCCCAUUCUCCCUCUUUCCAUCACCCCGCUCCAUUCUCCCUCUUUCCAUCACCCCUCCCCAUUCUCCCGCUUUCCAUCACCCCGCCCCAUUCUCUCGCUUUCCAUCACCCCGCCCCAUUCUCCCGCCUUCCAUCACCCCGCCCCAUUCUCCCGCUUUCCAUCACCCCGCCCCAUUCUCCCGCUUUCCAUCACCCCGCCCCAUUCUCCCACUUUCCCUCACCCCGCCCCAUUCUCCCGCAUUCCAUCACCCCGCCCCAUUCUCCCGCUUUCCCUCACCCCGCCCCAUUCUCCCACUUUCCAUCACCCCGCCCCAUUCUCCCGCUUUCCAUCACCCCGCCCCAUUCUCCCGCUUUCCAUCACCCCGCCCCAUUCUCCCGCUUUCCAUCACCCUGCCCCAUUCUCCUGCUUUCCAUCACCCCGCCCCAUUCUCCCGCUUUCCAUCACCCCGCCCCAUUCUCCCGCUUUCCAUCACCCCGCUCCAUUCUCCCGCUUUCCAUCACCCCGCCCCAUUCUCCCGCUUUCCAUCACCCCGCCCCAUUCUCCCGCUUUCCAUAUCCCCGCCCCAUUCUCCCGCUUUCCAUCACCCCGCCCCAUUCUCUCGCUUUCCAUCAACCCGCCCCAUUCUCCCUCCUUCCAUCACCCUGCCCCAUUCUCCCUCUUUCCAUCACCCCGCCCCAUUCUUCCGCUUUCCAUCACCCCGCCCCAUUCUCCCGCUUUCCAUCACCCCGCCCCCUUCUCCCGCUUUCCAUCACCCCGCCCCAUACUGGCGCUUUCCAUCACCCCGCCCCAUUCUCCAGCUUUCCAUCACCCCGCCCCAUUCUCCCGCUCUCCAUCACCCCGCCCCAUUCUCCCUCCUUCCAUCACUCCGCCCCAUUCUCCCGCUUUCCAUCACCCUGCCCCAUUCUCCCGCUUUCCAUCACCCUGCCCCAUUCUCCCGCUUUCCAUCACCCUGCCCCAUUCUCCCUCCAUCCAUCACCCCGCCCCAUUCUCCAACUUUCCAUCACCCCGCCCCCUUCUCCCGCUUUCCAUCACCCUGUCCCGUUCUCCCGCUUUCCAUCACCCCGCCCCGUUCUCCCGCUUUCCAUCACCCCGCCCCAUUCUCCCGCUUUCCAUCACCCCGCCCCAUUCUCCUGCUUUCCAUCACCCCGCCCCGUUCUCCCGCUUUCCAUCACCCCGCCCCAUUCUCCCGCUUUCCAUCACCCCGCCCCAUUCUCCCUCCUUCCAUCACCCCGCCCCAUUCUCCCGAUUUCCAUCACCCCGCCCCAUUCUCCCGCUUUCCAUCACCCCGCCCCCUUCUCCCGCUUUCUAUCACCCCGCCCCAUUCUCCCGCUUUCCAUCACCCCGCCCCAUUCUCCCGCUUUCCAUCACCCCACCCCAUUCUCCCGCUUUCCAUCACCCCACCCCAUUCUCCCGCUUUCCAUCACCCCGCCCCAUUCUCCCUCCUUCCAUCACCCCGCCCCAUUCUCCCUCCUUCCAUCACUCCGCCCCAUUCUCCCGCUUUCCACCACCCCAUUCUCCCGCUUUCCAUCACCCUGCCCUAUUCUCCCGCUUUUUAUCACCCCGCCCCAUACUGGCGCUUUCCAUCACCCCGCCCCAUUCUCCCUCCUUCCAUAA